ACGUGAUUCUUGGCGAAUCGCUCAUUCGCCUGCUGUGCGGUAGUUUUCGGGUCUCGCCCCUCCCGACUUGCCGGAAUCUUCAGCGGUUUAUUCGCACCUUGCGUGAUUGUGCGCACACGCUGCAGACACUGAACGCACCCUUUUACGGCGUGAGUUCUAAUGGCAAACAUUGCCUCCUGUGUACAUUACAACGAAAUCGAGAGCUUUCUCAUCUUUACCGAGGAAUCGCCAGUGUCUGGGCGCGCUACGUGAGUGUGCACGAUGCUGUUCCUGCUCAUCAGUUUCUUCGUCCUGUGCCUCCCCUUGGCUCUUCCCUUGCUGUGGCUGCGAAUAAGAGCAGUCAGACGCGCUAGUCGCCAAAGGUUUGGAGAAGCACCGCAGACAUGGGGAUUCUUUCACCCCUACGCCGAUGCAUGCGGAGGUGGAGAGAAGGUGCUUUGGGCUGCAGUUCGAGCGGUCCAAGAAAAGUACCCGAGCCAUCACUGCAUUGUGUAUACAGGUGACCAUGGUGUAUCCGGGGACCAGAUAGUUGAAAAAGCCCAAAAGCGUUUCAAUGUCAAGCUUGAGAAGUCCACUCUUCACUUCGUGUUCCUUCACAGCCGUUCGCUAGUUGAAGCACGACUGUAUCCAGUAUUCACUAUAUUAGGUCAGAGCCUCGGAUCGAUGAUAGUGGGCCUAGAAGCCAUCCUCAGCUUUGUACCUACCAUAUUCAUCGACAGCACUGGCUAUGCAUUCACAAUGCCCAUAUUCAAGUUCCUUGGCGGUUGCAAGGUAAUGUGCUACACACAUUAUCCAACUAUCAGCACAGACAUGUUGAGCUCUGUUGAAAGGAGAGUACAGGCUCACAACAACAGGGGACUCAUCUCGAGAAGUGCAGUGCUUACACCCAUCAAGCUGCUGUAUUACCGCAUGUUUGCCAGGCUAUACGCAUACUGUGGUUGGUGUGCUGACCUCGUGAUGGUCAAUUCUAGCUGGACAAAGGGGCACAUCCUUGAGCUGUGGCAGCUGCCAACGCGAACUGUCCUGGUGUAUCCCCCGUGCAGUGUUGCUGAGUUUAAAGCAUUGCCCGUUACUGAAAAAGACAGCGCGUCGAGUGCCGAAUUCAGGGUGCUUUCCUUGUCACAGUUUCGUCCAGAAAAAGACCAUGAGUUGCAGCUAAAAGUGCUGGUUGAGCUCAAGGAGCAGUUGUCUGAAUCAGAGUUUUCCAAGAUUAAGUUCGUGAUGAUAGGUGGCUGCAGAAACCAGGAAGAUGAGCAACGGGUCAUCAGCCUCAAGAGCCUUGCCGCAGAGAUGGGCAUAGAAGACUAUGUGGAGUUCAAGCUCAAUGUUCCCUUUACAGAGUUGAUGUCUGAAAUGAAGAGAGCAUCUGCAGCCAUACAUACUAUGUGGAAUGAGCACUUUGGAAUGUGCGUCGUUGAAUGCAUGGCUGCAGGCCUUCUCAUGGUCGCUCACAAUUCCGGAGGGCCCAAAAUGGACAUAGUGACCGAUUACAAUGGCAAGCGCACUGGAUUUCUCGCGGACAGUGUUUCCAGCUACACAGCUGCCUUCAAAACCAUCCUUGAAAUGGCGCCUGAUGAGAGAAGAGAGACUAGAGAAAAUGCAAGGCUUUCAUCUGAAAGGUUUUCUGAGGAGGUUUUCGUUGAAGCUUUCGUAUCUGCGGUUGAGCCUCUGGCUUCAAAGUUGAAUUGAUGACUGCUGCGCAUCACCACUCAUUGUUUGAUUUAAGCGAAUGUUGCCAAAUAAACACUAAUUUAAACAAAAGAAA
Molecule: messenger RNA, 1765 nt
Organism: Rhipicephalus microplus (southern cattle tick)
Lineage: Eukaryota; Metazoa; Arthropoda; Arachnida; Ixodida; Ixodidae
Gene: Alg11
Product: ALG11 alpha-1,2-mannosyltransferase
Biological process (GO): dolichol-linked oligosaccharide biosynthetic process; protein N-linked glycosylation
Cellular component (GO): endoplasmic reticulum membrane
Molecular function (GO): GDP-Man:Man(3)GlcNAc(2)-PP-Dol alpha-1,2-mannosyltransferase activity
Source: RefSeq, a predicted model, not a curated record